This is a messenger RNA of Exophiala dermatitidis NIH/UT8656, 1497 nucleotides long. RefSeq lists its product as uncharacterized. The coding region runs from base 1 to 1497 and encodes 498 amino acids. The transcript has 8 exons. The record is from RefSeq and is a predicted model, not a curated record. Lineage: Eukaryota; Fungi; Ascomycota; Eurotiomycetes; Chaetothyriales; Herpotrichiellaceae.
AUGGCUACAGCCAGUGUUCCUGAAGAUUCAGAAAAGACGAUCAUGGCUACAGAAGUUGACCCUGAACAACAAGGCGUGGCUUUGCCGCCAUCGGGAGGGAGACGCAUCUUCGGACACAAGAUUCCGAGAUACUCAGCCCCUAUGGUGCAAAUUGUCGUUGUUGGUUUCAUUCUCUUCCUCAACCCUGGCAUGUACAAUGCUUUGGCCGGCCUGGGGGGAGCAGGACAGGUCGAUGCCACUGCUCAGAACAACGCUGGCAUCGCCUUACAUACAACUUUUGCAGUGAUUGGCUUCGUGGUGGGCAUUGCGCACAACUACCUUGGCACCAAGUGGACGAUGGCGGUGGGCGGAAUUGGAUAUUGCGUCUAUUCCGCUGCCUUUUUGUGUUACAACCACACUCGAAAUGAAGGAUUCGUCAUAUUUUCUGGCGCAUUGUUGGGAUUUUGUGCUGCUUUUCUGUGGUGUGCGCAAGGUGUGGUCAUGAUGUCUUAUCCCACCGAAUCGCAACGGGGCCGUGCAAUUUCAAUCACUUGGUUGUUGUUUAACCUCGGAGCAGUGAUCGGAGCGGCCGUCUCCUUAGGUCAGAACUGGCGCGUGAAAGCCGGGCAUGUCACCGAUGGCACGUACGUCGGGUUUAUUGUGCUCGAGGCUACAGGCGCUCUGCUCUGCUGCUUUCUUACCCCAAGUGAGAAGAUAAUUCGUGCGGACGGCACCAAAGUGCAGAAGGUCGUCCAUCCCGGUCUGAAAGCAGAUAUCGUGGGCUUGUACACCACACUUGUCAGAGACCCCUGGAUCCUGCUCCUAUUUCCCAUGUUCUUCGCCUCGAAUUACUUUUACACUUAUCAAUUCAACGAUGUGAACGCCUACUACUUUUCCACCAGGACUCGAGCCUUCAACAAUAUUUUCUACUGGAUCACGCAGAUCAUUGGCGCUCUGGCAUUCGGCGCAUUCCUCGACUGGACGCGCUUCAGCCGUCGAGUGCGGGCACAAAUGGCUUGGUGUAUUUUGUUUACAUUAGUCAUGGCCGUCUGGGGCGGGGGGUUCGCAUUUUUGAAAAAGACCAAUCGGCACAUCAAGAGCCCGAAAUUGGACCUAUUUGACAGAGAUUACGUCUGGUAUCUCUUUCUCUACAUGGCUUACGGCUUGCUGGACUCGCUCUGGCAGGUGUUCUGUUACUACACUAUGGGGGCCAUGUCCAAUGAUCCACGCAAACUUGCUUACUAUGCAGGCUUCUACAAGUCCAUCCAGGCAGUUGGAGCCACUACAAUAUCGAAACUUGAUGCUGACAAAGUACCGUUCAGUAUCAACUUUGGCACCAGUUGGGGGCUGAUGGCCGGAGGUUUGGUUAUUGCGUUUCCGCUUUACCUGUGGCGUUUGCAUAACACUGAAAUGACGCCUGAGGAUUUCGUGGACGCCAAGGUGAUUGAGGCAAGGGAUGAUCUUUCAACCCAACCCAAGGAGGAGAUAGCUGUUGUCAGCCACAAGGGUGUCAGCUGA